Populus nigra (black poplar) is the source of this 853-nucleotide messenger RNA. RefSeq lists its product as uncharacterized. Lineage: Eukaryota; Viridiplantae; Streptophyta; Magnoliopsida; Malpighiales; Salicaceae. The transcript is spliced from 4 exons. The record is from RefSeq and is a predicted model, not a curated record. The coding region runs from base 128 to 565 and encodes 145 amino acids.
CAAUUAAAAAUAGAGCAACCCUCGAUUCAAAAUUUGAUAAUUACAAUUACUGAAAUUUUCCUCAGAUAAACCCUCCAGCCGAAACAAUACAGAAAAUUGUAAAACCCUAGUAAAGAACCAGUAACCAAUGGAACCUUCAUCCAGAUCAUGGUCUCCAUGCUCAAUCCACCACCACCACCCCUUGUGCCACCGCCACCACCAUCACCAUCCGCACUUGCUCUGCUCCCACCAACACCACCACCACCACCACCACCACCAAUCUAGUUGCCCUUUACAUGUAAGGCCUAGAUUUGCUCUUCAAGCUGCUCAACAUCCAAGACCUAUUCUUUCUUAUCCAUUGGUAAAAGACUUGAACUUGGAUUCCACUGCCAGCAAAGAAACAUCUGCCCCAGUUGCCCAGGUGUUGCAAGAGCCAGAGUGCGAUGUAUUAGAAGAGGAAGAAGAUGAUGAUGAUGAUGAUGACCCGAUUUUCGUUCUUACAGAUGAAUGGAGGGAGUUCUUUGCCAGAUCUGAAGCUAGGAGAAAAUUAGAGAAGCAGCGAGGCAAGAAAAAAGAGAAACACUAGAUGGAAUUGCUCUAAAUGAUAUUGAACAGAAUAUUGCAAGGGCGUGGGCGUGAGAGAUGCGAGGAGCAGGAAUUGCUUACCGUUGUUGUACCUACAUGGCUACACGGGGCCCGUAGCUGGAGCUGCAACAUAGUGGAAUGGGAAAACUUUUGAGUUGAGGAAAUAGGCAUCGCCAAACCAUUUAGGGUUUCAGCUUGUUGAAAGCCGCAGCAACUCUCUCAUCUGUAAUCAAUCUAUGACUCUCAUAAAAAUCUAAUAUCUCCAUUGCAAUAUUUUUCACCUGCCAAA